Molecule: messenger RNA, 3790 nt
Organism: Talpa occidentalis (Iberian mole)
Lineage: Eukaryota; Metazoa; Chordata; Mammalia; Eulipotyphla; Talpidae
Gene: SLC18A2
Product: solute carrier family 18 member A2
Exons: 15
Coding region: 49-1602 (517 amino acids)
Biological process (GO): transmembrane transport; aminergic neurotransmitter loading into synaptic vesicle; xenobiotic transport
Cellular component (GO): synaptic vesicle membrane; terminal bouton
Molecular function (GO): serotonin:sodium:chloride symporter activity; xenobiotic transmembrane transporter activity
Source: RefSeq, a predicted model, not a curated record
CCCGCGCCCGCGAGCCCCGGCCCCUCACCGCGCGCUGCCCCCAGAGCCAUGGCCCUGGGCGAGUGGGCGCCGCUGCGCUGGCUGCGGGAGAGUCGCCACUCGCGGAAGCUCAUCCUCUUCAUCGUGUUCCUGGCGCUGCUGCUGGACAACAUGCUGCUCACCGUCGUGGUCCCCAUCAUCCCGAGUUACCUGUAUAGCAUGAAGCAUGGGAAGAACACUACAGAGAUCCAGACCGCCAGGCCCGUGUUCACAGCCUCCACCGCGGGCAGCUUCCAGAACAUCUUCUCCUAUUAUGACAACUCCACCAUGGCCACUGGCAACCACACUGGGGAGCAUCAGGGGGGGCUGCUGCCUAGGGCCACCACGCAGCACCCGGUGACAAACACGUCUGCUGCCCCUUCCGACUGUCCCAGCGAAGACAAAGAGCUCCUGAAUGAAAACGUGCAAGUGGGCCUGUUGUUCGCCUCGAAAGCCACCGUCCAGCUCCUCACCAACCCGUUCAUAGGGCUACUGACCAACAGAAUCGGCUACCCCAUCCCCAUGUUCGCGGGCUUCUGCAUCAUGUUCGUCUCCACCAUCAUGUUCGCCUUCUCCAGCAGCUACGCCCUCCUGCUCAUCGCCAGGUCGCUGCAGGGCAUCGGGUCCUCCUGCUCCUCCGUGGCUGGCUUGGGCAUGCUUGCCAGCGUGUACACGGACGACAAGGAGAGAGGCAACGCCAUGGGGAUCGCCCUGGGAGGCCUGGCCAUGGGGGUCUUAGUGGGCCCCCCCUUUGGCAGUGUGCUUUACGAGUUCGUGGGGAAGACGGCUCCGUUCCUGGUGCUGGCCGUCCUGGUGCUCUUGGAUGGGGCCAUCCAGCUCUUCGUGCUCCAGCCGUCCCAGGUGCAGCCGGAGAGCCAGAAGGGAACCCCGAUCACCACGCUGCUGAGGGACCCCUACAUCCUCAUCGCGGCAGGGGCCAUCUGCUUUGCAAACAUGGGGAUCGCCAUGCUGGAGCCGGCCCUGCCCAUCUGGAUGAUGGAGACCAUGUGCUCCCGGAAGUGGCAGCUGGGCAUUGCUUUCUUGCCAGCUAGUAUCUCUUAUCUCAUUGGAACCAAUAUUUUUGGGACACUGGCACACAAAAUGGGGAGGUGGCUUUGUGCACUUCUGGGGCUGGUCAUCGUCGGAAUCAGCAUUUUAUGUAUUCCUUUUGCAAAAAACAUUUAUGGCCUCGUUGCUCCCAACUUUGGAGUUGGUUUUGCGAUCGGCAUGGUGGACUCGUCCAUGAUGCCCAUCAUGGGCCACCUGGUGGACCUGCGGCACGUGUCGGUGUACGGGAGCGUGUACGCCAUCGCCGACGUGGCCUUCUGUAUGGGCUAUGCUAUAGGUCCUUCUGCGGGUGGAGCAAUCGCAAAGGCAAUUGGAUUCCCGUGGCUCAUGACAAUCAUUGGAAUAAUUGAUAUUCUUUUUGCCCCUCUCUGCUUUUUUCUUCGAAGUCUACCUGCCAAGGAGGAAAAAAUGGCCAUCCUCAUGGACCACAACUGCCCCAUUAAAACAAAAAUGUACACUCAGAAUAAUAUCCAGUCGUACCCGAUAGGUGAUGAUGAAGAAUCUGAAAGUGACUGACACCCUCAAAAGUCAUCAAGAGCAUUUAAUUGUAUAAGUGUUUCCAGUAAAAUGACUCACCCAGAACUGUCUUAGUCAUACCAUUCAUCCCUGAUGAAAGAGUAAACAACCAAAGGCUAUUAUUUCUUUUCCAUGGUUACGAUCGAUUGCCAACAGCCUUAUAAAGAAAAAGAAGCUUUUCUAGGGGUUUGUAUAAAUAGUGUUGAAAACUUUAUUUUAUGUAUUUGAUUUUAUUAAAUAUUAUACAAUAUAUUUUGACGAAAUAUAGUGUAAAUCUAUAAAUAUUUGAAUCCAAAUCAAAUAUAAUUUUUUAACUUACAUUCACGAACACUUGGGCAAAAAAAUCUUAUAUUUUUUCUGAAUAUUGGUAAUGAGUGUUUAAAACUAAAGCACACAUUAUCUCCGAGACACUUCCGACAAUGAGAAACUAGAAGGAUGUCUGCAAAACAGAAUUCAAGAAAGACAGCAUAUAUUAUGUAGUGAAACUGAAUGUUAUUUAACUUGUAACUACUAUCGGUCUGAGUUACAAGCUAGUUAUCACACGUGCAGAGGACAAGAACAGAGUUGGUCAUCUUUUGGAUUUAUCCGUAUUAUCUUAGCUGGUAUUAGUUUUCUAUGUGAUUACCUACCUGGAAACAGAUAGUUGUAAAUUAUGUUAACAUGUCAUGUGGUUGACAGCAAACGUUAAAGCCAGUAAGGAAAAACCAGUAAAUAUUCUGAAAGCAGAGAAAAGCACCCAAAACAUUUAAUAUAAACUAGAAGUUUUUCCUUUAAGAUACAUACUUGAUUGUCUUAAUGGAUGAGAGAAAAAUGAAAGAUUUAUCUUAUACUGUCAAGAUUGUUUAAGCGAGGUAAGAUAUAGUGACAUCUAGUUCAAGUUUUAGAAAUUUAAAAGGAUAAUAGCUCAUGUGACAUGAAAAACUGAGACUAGUAUCUCUGACCUGUUUGGAGGUCAUCCCAGUGUUUUCUAGGGAUCUAUUAAUUUCGUGUUAUCUAAAACUAUUAUUUUCUAGACUUCUGAAGGUUGUUCACAUCAAUAUGAAAACAAAUUUUAAAAGAAGAUGAAGGAAUGAAAUUGUCUUAUCAGGUAAAAAUAAUUGGGUGGUCAGGACACACCCCCUUCCACAGGCAAAAAACUAUAAACAAAAAAAAAACCCAAACCCAUCUAAAUGUCUAUGUAUUACUUCAUCAUCUAGUGCUUGUGUAAUGUGGUUUUCUGAGCAUGACAACAUUGAUGUGCCUUUUCAGUGUAACAGCAAUUACUGUUAGUGAACAUUGUCGGUUUAUAUCAAGUUUUGUGUGAGAUAUGGUUGAAGUGUGCAGAUAGUGUGGAAUGUCUCAAAUAGUAUGCAUUAGUCUAUAGUUCUGUAACUGUAAACAGGCUACCUAAAGUCAGUUCUUUGUUCAGCUAAAAUUGUGUUUGUUAGUUUGGACAUCAAGAGCAAAGAACAUUAGAAUAAAGACUCAAUCUUAUUCUCCAGGAAAGCAGCUAAUACUUCCUUUUGCUUUAUGAAGCUUUCUGUUGGGCUUUGAAAUGAUUUCAAGUCUGGUUUUCAAGGCAGUGUUGGAAGCAAACAAGCUUCUUACUCACCUAUUUGCAAGGGGCAACUUACACAGGUCUGCUACUCUGGAAGAUGGCUUUGGAGGCACUCAUGUGGCCAAAGUAGGAACAAGGCAGGAUUGUUCUUAAUUCCAUAGGGUAGUCUUAAAAAAGAAUGUGUAACAGAUCAUUUCUCUCAGCAGGUUUGUUGUUCUCCCCACCCCCAACACCAUACAAUUCAUUCCUAAUUUAUUUUUGCCUUUAACGGCUUCAGUCUCUUCAAGUAAGACUGGCAAAAACAUGCCUAAAUGCUGCUGAUCCCUAGGGAUAACAAAAAGUGUUUCUCAGAAUUGUUUUGGGAGCAAAAGAGAUCAGUUGUAUCUGAGGGGGAAAAAAGUUGUAAGGCCUUUUUGGACUAGUAUUCUGGGGUUAUUAGCAAGACUGAAAAGGGAGGCUUAAAAUUUUUUUUUUUUUGUAUCAGAAUAAAGAACAUGCAGCUCCCUGAAGGUUUAUUUUGAGCAGAGGUGGGUUCUAUCUGUACCUAGCAAAACAGAUAUAAAAACCUUAAUGAGGUAGCAAUGGAUGUUCUUUUGAUUGCUGAGUGUAUUUGUCAAUGUCAUGUCUUAGCUAGUUUACCUAAUAAAUCUU